Haliotis rubra (blacklip abalone) is the source of this 2417-nucleotide messenger RNA. RefSeq lists its product as uncharacterized. Bases 188 to 1801 code for a protein of 537 amino acids. Lineage: Eukaryota; Metazoa; Mollusca; Gastropoda; Lepetellida; Haliotidae. Gene Ontology annotation, molecular function: protein binding. The transcript has 9 exons. The record is from RefSeq and is a predicted model, not a curated record.
AGAGAAAACGUGUAUGCCCGCUCUGAGCCCCGAGACAAAGGGUCAGUCAUGGGAAGAGCAGCUCGUUACAGCUUGCUGUCGUUUCUACUUCUUACCUGUUUCUACAGCCAUAACGCAUAUGAAAUUCAGAUUACAAAACUGACCAAAGAGAGCCGUUGCUGGAGAACCUUUCACCUACAAUGUGGUGAUGUGGCAUACUGGUCCGUUCUCUGAAACGCUGAACGUUGUGAAUUCUAGCAGUACAGAUCCAUCUAGCAAGACGUUGUGCUCGAUCCCAUUCACACACCCUUCAAGGCUAACUUGCCAAAGCUAUCCUGGAUUUAAGUGCGUAUGUUUGUACACUGCAAAUCAGUUCAGACUCGAAAUCAAUGUGUCAAAAGUAGCGGUUAAUAUGUACAAUCGACGGACGUGGAAUUUCAACUUCAUCAAGAAGGGUUACAAUGAAAAUAUGGACAUUGGCGUUAUCUAUCCCUUUGAACUCAGCCUCAGGUUCAAGAAAACAAUAAGGGAAUCGGCCCCUGCUGUGAUAUCGUGUCUUGCCGCGUCCAAGUCAACGCCCACCAACCUGACCAUCUACUGGAUGCGGCAGUAUUGGGGGGAUCAGUUCAUUCAGGAGCGAGGGGUGAAGAGUAACUGGAAACUAGAUCUCCGUCUAGACAGAGCCAGCUACGAGGAUGCCGGGAGAUAUGAGUGCGCCGCCAGCUCGGGGGAGGAGGCGUCAGACGGAAGUGUCAACCAUACUGUCACCGAGGAGGUGAUCGUUCAAGCUGCGCCCCGGGCUGACUACGCCCGCAACACUGUAUUUGCUCUGCAAGGAGAAAGUGUUGUCCUCACUGCCAAGUUCCUCAACACUUCUGACGUCAUGGUGCACUGGUCACGUGACGGACGAACCCUCCAAGGGCAACAACCUGGCUUGGAAACUGAAGAGAGGGUGUACCGCGUGUACGGCAAGAAUGUGACGUCACGGGGUAUUCGGACACGGCUUCACGUGAAGGCUGAUGACGAUACGCUCGGUCCGUAUGACGUCACGGCAUGCUCACGAGGUGGCUGCGCAGCUACAACCAUUAUCCUUACGGAGAAACCACGAAUUGAACCGCCAUCUGCCCCCGUCAACUUCCGCAUUGCCGCUCCCCUCCCUACUGGAGCAUUAUUAAGUUGGGAGUCGGGACUCAAUGAGAGCCAGGACCAAUGGCAAAAGUUUAUGUUCUUCGUGACCUUCAGAAGGUCUGGUUUGUCAUCAGAGGAGAACUGGAACUUCCGGCCCGUGAAAAGUGUUUGUCCUCGACUACCGGUAUACUAUCUGCUCACGGACCUGCGCACUGAUACAGGAUAUGACGUCAGAGUUCAAAGUGUUGCUACGGCUGAUGGAAAGGUCAACAACAGCCCUUUCACAGAGGAACUUCAUAUACAGUUCCAAGAAUCCAAAGAGCAUUUAAAGGGUGUUGGGAUCGGGCUGGCAGUGGGCGUGGGCGUGUCCAUGAUCGGGAUGCUGAUAGUCAUUGGAUUGAAGAGAGCACGAAGAAGCCAGAGGUCUGUUAAAGGAACCGAACAGAAAAGUGAUUUACGCAAGGGUGGCGAUUCUGCAGUCGAUGACAAUAAAGAUCCAACAAACCAUUCUGGGAACAAGAAAGAUCCUGCUCACCAUUAUGGGAAACGGCCUACCGCUAAGAAGGGACGCAUUCCAAAGGGGGUCCCUCCCCCGCCCCCAGGAAGAGGAACCACGCCCAACAAUACCUAUGAUGCACUGACGGACACCCAACAAGAAGAGUAUAAAGGCCUCGAGAUAUACCAGAAUAGUUAAACACAGAAAUGUUGAUUGCUGUUCAUAUGCCACAGUGAGAUUUCGCUGUAUUACUUCACUGACACUAAGGGCGGUGGGGUAGCCUUGUGGUUAAAGCGUUCGUUCGUCACGCCGAAGACCCGGGUUUGAUUCCCCACAUGGGUACAGUGUGUGAAGCCCAUUUCUGGUUUCCCUCGCUGUGCUUUGGCUAGAAAAUUACUGAAAGCGGCGUAAAACCCAACUCAUUCUCUUGUAAAGCACUCUCUUUAUUGAAUACUGACACCAGCUGUUUUAAGAUCGCACAUUCAUGUGUAACUUAAAUGUAAUUGACAAUAAAUAUCUCUUCCUACUUUUCUGUCCAGCCAACAUUGCAUUAAGACUUAAAUAUCUAUUGUUUGAAAUUCUAUUUUUUUCCCAAUAUACUAAAAUAUAUGUCUUUGUUAUCAUCCCAAAAUGUAGAUAUUUCCUUGAAUACUGCCAAAUGUUUGUUCUAUGCAUUCGAAAAAAGGAAAUUAAAUUUGAGUAUAUAGAUCAUUAUAUAUUAUAUCAUUAUAUGUCAUGUCUGCACAGAUUAGGUGUUUUUGUACUCAAAAACCCAUGUCCUCACAGUAUUGGAAAUAAAGAUUUUAAGAUCGCA